GUGUUGCUGUUUGAAGUAAUGGGAAUCUGAAGGUUAUCUUUGGCUCUUAUUACACGACAGACUCUUUAAUUAAAUCUGAAUAAGUUCCUAUAUCAAUAAAGGUUUUAAUUACGGUUGCAUUAUAAAAUGGUGGACAAGGGUUGGGUGCACCUUUGCAGAGUUGAUCCUGCUUAUGAGAGAGGGGCUGCAAACUUUGUACGGACUGUGGCUGCGGCAAUGGGAGACGUUGAUAUGAUUGUAUGUCCUUGCAUUGAUUGUCGUAAUAUAGAUCGUCACUCAGCCAGUGUUGUAGUUGAUCAUCUUGUAACAAGGGGAAUGGACGAGCCUUACAAGAUGCGGUCUGAUUGGUAUCAUCAUGGAGAAUUGAAUCCAGUGGUUGGAGGUGAAAGCAAUCAAAAUCAGUGGCAUGAUGAAAUUGUUGGGUUAUAUGAAGCAGCUGAAUAUUUGGAUGAAAAUGAUUUCCCUGCUUACGGGAAUCUAGCUGGCUGCAAAGUAAAGGGAAAAAUGGGAUGUCCUCUAUGUGGGAAAAAUACCGAUAGCAUGUGGUUGAAGUUCAGCAGAAAACAUGUCUACAUGUGCCACAGGAAGCGGCUGCCACCAACACAUCAUUUCAGAAUGAAGAAGUCUUGGUUUGAUGGAAAAGCUGAAAAUGGCAGGAAGAGGAGAAUAUUAAGUGGUCAGGAAAUUUACCAAAACCUGAAAAAUUUUAAGAAUAACUUUGGGACUUUGAAACAAUCUGCAAGUAAAAGGAAAAGGACGGUUUCUGUUGAAGCAGGCUCUGAUAGUGAUGGUGAGUCUAGUGAAUCAGAGGAGGAUGAAGAGGACCAAGUAGAUGAGGAGGAAUUAUCAAGAUGGAAGAAAAGGUCAAUUUUUUUCAAGUUAGCUUAUUGGCAGGACCUUCCUGUGAGACAUAACUUAGAUGUCAUGCAUGUGGAGAGAAAUGUGGCUGCAAGUAUUAUAUCGACAUUGUUGCAUUGUGGGAAAUCCAAAGAUGGACUAAAUGCUCCAAAAGAUUUGGAGGUGCUUGGUAUUAGAAAGGAUUUGCAUCCUAAAACCAAAGGAAAAAGAACAUACCUUCCUGCAGCUUCUUGGUCCCUAUCAAAGACAGAGAAGAAGAUCUUUUGUAAGCGGCUUUAUGACUUCAAAGGUCCAGAUGGGUACUGCUCAGACAUAUCAAGAGGCGUCUCAUUAGAUGAGUGUAAGGUCUCUGGUCUUAAAUCACACGAUUAUCACGUCUUAAUGCAACAACUUCUGCCUAUUGCUCUUAGAGGGUUGCUACCUAAAGGUCCUAGGGUAGCAAUUGUGCGCUUAUGCACAUUCUUCAACCACUUGUGUCAGCGAGUAAUUGAUAUGGAGCAGCUUUUGGCACUAGAAGCUGAGAUUGUUGAAACCCUUUGCCUGUUUGAAAGAUAUAUGAAAGUUCUGAAGGAUUUUAUGAGAAACACUGCAAGACCAGAAGGGUGUAUAGCUGAGUGUUAUCUAGCUGAAGAAUGCAUACAGUUUUGUAGUGAAUUUUUGAAGAAGGCAACAAAUGUUCAGGAAAGUGUUGAUAGAAAUACUGAGUAUGAGAACAACUCUAUACUUGAGGGGCGUCCAAUCUCUGCAUGCUCUUAUAUUAAUCUUACUGAAAUGGAGACAAAAAUAGCCCAUAUGGCUGUCAUCCAGAAUAUGGCUGUCUCCGAAUCUUAUGUGGACACCUGCAACAUCUUCAAGACUCAAAUGGAAGAUGCAGACGUGAUGCAUCACUGUUAUGGAAUACCUCUUGAUUCAAACAGACACGAAGAAACACUUAAAUGGUUAGCUUAUGGUCCACGUAGUUGUGCAAGGACAUAUACUGGUUAUAUAGUGAAUGGGCAACGAUUUCAUACAAGAUCAGUGGAUAAAAAAACUCAGAAUAGAGGUGUUUUCUACGAGGCAACUGCAAUCUGUAGGUCCAGUGCAAAAGACACUUCCCAAGUGGUGGAUUUGGUAUCAUACUAUGGCUGCAUAACUGACAUUAUCUUGCUGGAUUAUAAUGUAUUUUACGUUCCAUUAUUCCGCUGCAACUGGGCAGUAAAAGGCAAUGGAGUGAAGCAAGAAGAUGGUUUUACACUUGUAAACCUGAAUCAUAGUCAAGUCUCAUUUUUAAGGGAUCCGUACAUACUAGCCUCUCAAGCAAAACAAGUGUUUUACCUAAGGGAAGAUGACUCAUCACCUUGGUAUGUUGCAUUGAGAGGUCCUUCAAGAAGAUUCAGUCAGAAAGAGUUUCUAGAUUCAGUUGCAGACAUUGGCACAUUGCCACCAAAUGUUGACAUCGACGUUGACUUGGAUGAAGCUGAGAAUGAGAGAUCUGAUUGUGAAGGGAUAUAUAAAAAGCGAUGCAGAAGUAACAAAAAAAAGGAAGCAAAGCAUGCCAAUGAGGAGGUCGAGUAUCUGGGUACAGUUGAACCACAAGUCAAUGAUGAGGAUGAACAUGUAGCACCGGCUGAAGUUCAAGUAGCAGAUCCAGAUCAAAUAGAAGAGGCUGAAGUUCAAGUAGCAGAUCCAGAUCAAGUGGAAGAGGCUGAAGUCCAAGUAGCAGAUCCAGAUCAAGUGGAAGAGGCUGAAGGAGAGCUUGUAUUAUCUGAGGGUUAUGAUUGUGCUGAGCCAAAGCGUAAGAGACAUCGAGGACCAACGAGGCUGAAGGAUAUUGCCAAGGAUCCAAAUACGAGAGUAAGAGUAGAGUUCACUAACAUGGGAGAGCCUAUUGGUAAAGGCUCAGUUAAACUGGCAUCCUAUGUAGGCGCAUUGGUAAGAGAACACGUUCCAAUCACAAUUGAUCGUUGGACAAAAAUAGGUGAAGAAGUCAGGACAGUUCUCUGGAAAUCUGUCCAGGCAAGGUUUGAACUAGAUGAAGAGUACCAAAAGGUUACAGUGCUUAAGCAGAUGGGAUGCUUGUGGAGGUCCUGGAAAUCAAGGCAAGUUACAAACAUUAGAGAAGCUAAGACUAACCAAGAGAGGAUGAACAUGCGACCUAAAAAUAUUUCUCCAUUUGAUUGGCGUAAAUUUGUGAAGCUCAAAACUAGCAAAGAAUUUAAGAAAACUGCUAGUGUAGACCCAUCUGAAGUGACACGCCUAAAGGUUUGGGUUAAGUCACGUACUAAGAAAGAUGGUACACCAGUGAAUACGAAUGUUGCUGAAAAGAUUAAAAAGGCAGAGGAGAUUGUUAACAGUGAUAAUCCAUCACAUGCAACAAAUGAAGCACAAGAUUCACUAAACCAACUGUUAGGGCUUGACAAUCCUGGUAGAAUGAGAGCAAUGGGUCGCAAUAUGAAUAAGACCAAGUUAGCUUGUUUCCAAGUGAAGCACAAGUGUAUGGCUGAAAUGCAAGAGAAUCAGCUUCAUCUCCAGAAGAAGGUCAAUGAGCUACAAGAUGUAAUUGAGAAAAUGAAGAACCAGAGACAAUCACCUGAAGUAGGUGAAAACUCAGCUGCAAGAAGUGUGAACAAAAAAUCACAACCAAAAUGUGUCUUACUUGAUUGGGCUGGUUCUGAUGUAAAAGUUGCUGAGGGAUGUAUUAUUUCUUCUGAUCCGGGUGAAUUAGUUAAUGAUUGUCGCUUAGGCCCUACGGAUGUUAAAGUCUUGAUUGACACUGCUAUUGAACCAGAAGCAUUCCUUUGGAGACCUGCGGCUAACAUGUUCACCAUUGAGAAAGCUGUUGGACAUAUGAUUGCAUGGCCUGCUGCUAUGUGUGUUAACCUAGAAGAGGAUCUCCAACAAGAAGACAUUGAAGGCCAGGGACCAAGACCUAAAUCUGUGAACAAAUGCAAACUACUGGAUUUGUCUUCAAAUGAGAUUGUUGUUGCAGAAGGACGUUGGCAGACACAAGAACAAAACGCAUUAGUCAAUGGGCUUCCUCUCGGACCAGCAGCAGUGAAGAUAUUUGUCGAUGCAGUUCUUCAACCAGAGACAUUUAUAUGGAGGCCAACGAUGGAUGUGACAUACUUUGAGGACUGUUUAAAGUCUUAUGUAGCAUGGCCUGUCCACAAAGUGAUCUUUGAAAACCCUACAGAUGCAACAUGUCAGAAAUCUCCACUUCAGACUUCUGCUGCAAGAGGAAAAUCACCAUUGGAAGCAGCAGCAUCAGUAGGAAAAUCAGCAGCAUCAGAGAAAGCAGCAGCAUCAGGGAAAGCAGCAGCAUCAGGUUCACAAAUUGCAGCAGCAUCAGGUUCACAAACUGUAGCAGCAGGUUAUAAGCCAUCCCCUGAGAUAUCUACAACAAAAGGUACAAAAUCCGUUGCAACAGUUUCAAAAGCUCUAGCUGAGAAGUCCACAGCUACAGGUUCAAAGUCUCCUGUCAAGAAAAGUCAGCUGCUGGAUUCACAACUCCCUCUAAGAAGAUCUCCGCGUAAAAGUGUAGCUGAAGUUAUCAAGGCCAAUCAGAAGUGUAAGUUAAUGGAUAUUAGUGGAAAGAAGCAGGUGGUUGCUGAAGGACGUGUGCAUUCAAUCGACCCAGACCUAAAGGUACACCAUGUUCGAUUGGGGUCUAAUGCAGCUAGAGUUUGGGUGGAUGUAGUGAAAAUAGAUGAUGCAGCAGUUUGGAGGCCAUCAGAUGAAAUCGAGUAUAUGAGAGAUUCACUUGGUUCAGCUAUUGCAUGGCCAAUGGAUAAGUUGGUCAUCUAUUGAGUUUAAGAAUAAACUGGGGGAAUGAAGACACUUUGGUCCAGGUUAGCUAGUUUAAAUUAGAUUAAGACUAGACUAAUCAACUUGUGUUAUGUAAUUCGGAAUCAGACUUGUUGUCUACUUUGGAUUUAGACUUAUGUUAUGUUGAAUGAUUUGUAUGGAUUUUUUCUCUAUGUUGGAUUGGAUUCAGACUUAAAUAAAAUUUCUAUUCAGAC
This is a messenger RNA of Arabidopsis arenosa, 4856 nucleotides long. Lineage: Eukaryota; Viridiplantae; Streptophyta; Magnoliopsida; Brassicales; Brassicaceae. The record is from the annotation of a GenBank genome assembly.